GGCAGAUGUAUCAUUCCUAUAUUCAUUUUUACAGACUGUCCGAUCACUCUCUUCUUCAAUCCGGACAGCCAGACCAUCAGAUUGCCUUCAUCCCUCGUGCCUGAGCGGCCAUCCGGCAAGAGAACAGCCCUCCUCCAAUGAUAUGCUGGGUAUCCUGAUUGUUGCAAUCACAAUCGUAUUUUUGGGCAGAGUUUACGUCAGGUUCGUUCGAAAAUUAUCCAGGACUCUGCCGUACAAUCCAACCUUUCGCUAUUACUGGAGACACUGAGCCCUCUCAAGUUUAGAUGUCAGAUACUCCGAGUUAUCAGGGCAAGGCCUUGGGAACACGUCUUCUCAGAGGUCAGGGCUCACGGAGGCUGCCAACCAGACGACAUCGAGGAGCCGAUGGCGUUGAAAGCUUCUAUUCAUCAAGCCCUCGGAGGCCAGCUAAAAUUGGCAAUGCGACAACGACUGAGGCUGCUGCCGAUAAUACCGCUGCCAAUGACGCCGCAAAUAGCCAUCCAGUUGGGGAUCUAAGCCAGCAUGAUCGGACGAUCGAACCUCCAAAUUUGGAAAUUACAGACAAGUCCCUAGGAAACUCCCUCUCGCGCAAAAGCGAAGAACUGGCGGAUUCGAAUCCCAGCUUGGCCGGGCAUUCCCACCAACGAGAGGAGUCUGAUUUCCAUGCCUCCAAGGAUGUUGAACGGGAAACCUCAUCGGUAAUUGUGGCGCGCAAUUUGGACCAGCAAAGUGACGAGAAAUUCUCAUAUCAGCCGGAGGUAUCAAACACAGUCGAUGAUGCAAACUCUGAGGGUCCAAAUAACUUGGAUGGGAGUGAAACCGCCACGAUUGGAGCCGACUCUGUCCCUAGCCGCAGACAAUAUGAAAGACCGUGGUCUCGUACACGUCGUGAGACCGGUAGCCACAGAUUUGGAUACAUCUCGCCAUCUAUAGUUGAACGGAUAUCGGCACAUGAUGAACCGGUGAGCCCUACCAACUUGAAUGUACUUGCAAGACUGGGCCUGGCUUCUUCUGUGACCCAGCCAUCCUCGGCACCAAUGGCGGAAGUGGAGGCUGGGAGAACUUCAAGUCUGCCAAUACUGUCGGAGCCAGCAGAACCAUCCCCGUUCAGUUCAUACUUCUCGCAAGAGGCCGCCGCCCGUCGAAAUCGCCAAACCUUACGGAGAAAGCCGCCGAUGCAUAGAGGGGAUCUUUCAGCUCGACCGGCCCCAGCAGUGUUGCCCCAUAUCACCAUGAGCGGUCAUAGCUUAAGUCGAGAGCCUGACCACAUAGCACGGGUUGCACGGGACAUCACCAUGCCAGCUGUGGCACAUGUUCGAAAUUCUACCACUGAUCGCGAGUUGGUUUUUGAACGCGAUGUUGUCGCCCCCUAUCCAGGAGGUGCUAUGCUAAACACCAACCAUCUACAAGAUUGUCAGCUACAUCCCGUUGCAACAAGCUAUGAUGGAAUCGCUUCUAUGCACAGCUAUAAUACUGAAACACCUGUCGAACCGUCGACAUUAGAAUCUAUUUAUGAAGAUGCUUCUGAUGAGCCAAUAUCGACAACGCCCAGGGAAGAGAAACCGGCGGACAAGGGCUAUCAAAAAAUUACUGCGAGCUCUUUUAUAGAAUCUGCGAGAAAGGCGGGCGAAUACUUGCGUGGAAGCCCACGUCCACUUGAGCCAUCAGUGGCAUCUUCGGAUCCUCAAAGUUCUACAGCCGUCAAAUCAACGGGGCGUGGGCCCGAAGUGCGCCGGAGUCGAAAACAACACGCAGACAAAUCUCAGGCAAGUUCCUUAUCAGAGGCCGUGGCUACUAAAGCGGGUUCUUUAGAACAGCCAAAUGUGUCAAAACGAGGGUGGCCGCCAUAUAGGAAGAGCCUACCUGUGAAAUCCGCAUCGUCAUCGAUAUAUAGCCAACCGGAGUCACAUUCUUUGAUGUCUGAUAUUCGCGCAGCUUUUAUUCGUGGCGAGGAUGAUACUCAUAGAUAUGAAAGAUUAGGAUACCGCCAUGAGGAUUCAAACAGUACAUUUGAAGCAAUACCUUCAAAGCAAUACAUGGAAGAUGCAGACCAGAAAGCAACGGCUCAACUAGCACAACCUCCAGAAUCCAAACCUCCCUUGAAACCAGCCAAUAUCAAACAACAAACUUCGCAGUAUACUUCUAUUUUUGCUCGUCGCUCUUCUCGGAGAGCUGGUGCAAAGGAACGCACGAAAAACGGUUCCCAGCAGAGGGCUAGGCGGAGAAAGGUGCCAUCUAAAUCAUCGCAGCUGCAAAGAUUUUCUCGCAGAUUCAGACCUGGCCGUUCAAAGAAUUCUUCAAAGAACACUGUUUCUGCCGAGGAAUUAUUAGCUUUGAAAGAAGCAACUUCAGAAGAAUAUGAAACGGACUCGACCGCAACUGAUAAGCAAUUGCCCGCCAUAUCUGAAAAAACGACACGGGGUCCAAAGAAUUGGUUCGAAGGGAUAUUAUUGUUUCACAAAAAGGGCACAGAUCAGUCUACAUCUCUAUUUUCUAAUCGAAAGAGCGAUGUAAGGCUCAAUAGAGAAGUCGCCAUGUCUGGAUUUAUACCAUAUGAUAAGCAUGCAAGUCACAGUGGUUCUAUUCGGAAGAGAGCCUCGGAGGAUACGGAGAGGCUUAUUAUGAUGAUUGAAAAUCUUGAGAAGCGUCUUGAUGAAGCUCUCUAUCCUGCCCAUAAGGUUCAUUAUGCAGAAGAUGUGCCGCAACAGCAGAUAACUGGGAGAGUGGAAGCUCAUACAAGACGCGCCCCAAUUCGACAUACUUCACGUUAUAUCCAUCCAGAUAGCUCAGAGGGUUAUGGUGGAACUAAGGCAAGUGACAUCAGAUCCCGUUUCGAAAAGGUCUCCCAUGGUAGUGAUACUAACGGUGCAAUGCGAGAUUACUCUCUACCCGUGGCAUCUAAUUUACGCAGCAAUAAUGUCGACAAUAUGUCCAUGAGAAUGUCUGGUGCACUACCUGUUACGAGUGCUGUGCCCUUUCCUACAGAAGUGGCGACAAUGAUAGCGUCUCCAGAGCCAGAGCGUGGCAUCAUUAGUGGUCUCCUGAACGAUAAAGUCGCGUUGACAUCGGCAGGGGAUGCAGGAUCCGAGGCUUCCAGCGGGGUCCCCAAGAAGCGUAUCGAUGCAGAUCAUUACACUCCUUCUGGAGUCAGGACCCUCCGCAAGUCGCCGUACAAAGCAACUUUCGCUGCGAACAUGCGUAAGAGAACCACAUUCGUUCCCCGAUCAAGGGAACGAGAGCUGAGCAAGGAGAGAAUAUUAAGAUUUGUUAAGGAGCAUAAUGUCCCGCCUAUCCAGCCUCGUCGAAGCUCUCUCGUUAUGAGAGUAUCACGUCACAAUGAUUCCCAGGGUUCUGAUGGAUUCCCUGCCUCUCAAUAUGCUGCAAGAGCUCUCAGGGUCCAUACAAGCAUGGACGGCGCCCAUGAAGCAGAUGACGAGAUGGAGUCAGAAAUCGAAUACAUCACUCCUCGUCGCAAACGAAACAGGGCCAUCGUACGGCGCCACCGCGUCAGCUACGAAGAAGCCCACCAUAUACACUUCUUGCACGGCGAGAGGGAGAACUCGGGCCAGAUAUUUGAGUGGCCGCCUCAUAUCACCCCAACGCGAGUUCGUGGUGAUCAAGGAUCGCAUGAUAGCACUGAUACGCAGCGCGUCUAUGUUACGGCGAGGCCUCGCCAGUAUGGGGGUGCAGGGGAUAUUUCUCCAGCAGAUGAAAGGCUGAUUACUCUGGCGGCUGGGUUUAGCGUUGCGUUCAUUUAUUUGAUGCUCUGUGUGUAUAUUGUUUUUGGCCCUGACAACAGGUAUGCCUUGUCAAUUUGAGCGGGCUUGGUUGAGUCGAUGGGAGUGCGUUGUACGGGGAAUCUGGAGGUUUAUUUCACUUGAAGGCCAGUAACGGUUCGUGUCAUUGAUACAAUCAGAAGCGUCCAUGUUUGGGUUUAUUGAACCAGUCUCAUUCUGGGGAAUCUCCAGCGAGUUUGGUUGGGGUAUGCGUGUGGAUUUCAUGAAUACUAUGGCUGAUGCUUGAGCUGCGGCCAAGUGCAGCAUACUCCAUGACACGAUUUGUUGGUAGCAUUGAGGCAGACACAGCUGUGAGAUUGCUGACCGGUUAUCUGAUUAUGCAAAAUUCUUGGUAUUUCAACAUCUUGUCAUGGGAGGUUUUCAUGGGCAGCAACCUGCGGGAAUCACAGAAUUAAAGGGGUCGUCUGCGUACUGGCAAUGGUUAGUGGGCAAAGUGAUGAUGGAAGCAGCAUGGCUUUGUGGCAAGUUGGCUCUGGUUGCGAUUGUGAGUUUUAGUGGGAAGCGCAUGAGGUUGAUGCUCAGAUUGUGCAAAGGCUCGAGGCGGUUUGCAGCGUUAACGGCGUUAAAGGGGCUGUCCCAGAGGAUGAGAAUGAUCGGAUGGUAGGACCGUUUGGAUUGACGGGGAGGUUUCCUCGUUAGGUAUGGAAGAAUUCCGCUUUAUUCUGAGAGUGUGGGGAGUGAUAGGGUUCGGAAUAGGGAGGUGUACUGUAUUGUAUUGUAGUUUAUGUCUCAUGGACGGGGCGAACGGAAUCCUAAAAACAUCACUC
Messenger RNA from Pseudogymnoascus verrucosus, 4564 nucleotides. RefSeq lists its product as uncharacterized. The transcript has a single exon. Bases 285 to 3818 code for a protein of 1177 amino acids. The record is from RefSeq and is a predicted model, not a curated record. Lineage: Eukaryota; Fungi; Ascomycota; Leotiomycetes; Thelebolales; Thelebolaceae.